AUGGCAAAUCGUGCAGCAAACCAGCGCGUGCACCAGGUCAGGUGCGAUUUGUGCGAGCAUGGAGCUAAAGGACAGAAGACGGGCAUGCCGAUCAAGCGCCCCGCCAAGCUGCUGACCACCCGCCGCGAUUUCCAGCAGCUACGACGCGCCUGCGGCCGCUCCAGCGUCUACCCCGAUUGGUUCUGCAGAUCGGUGGUGCGGUUAGUCGAGCAGAUCAUGCGCUGGCAGUGUCGGCGUCGAGCUCGCGAGCCAGAGCCCAUGGGCGACGGAGAGGACUUCGCCGAGACUCACGACGUGAAGGCCGACGAGAUUGUGGAUGGCAGGAUCGGGGUCGGCGCGGUCAUUUCCACGAAGAAGGCAGCAGCAUGCUACAAGCAGGCAGAGCUGACGCUGCUUUGGAGACUACGCAUCAUCCAUCUGAUGGAGAUCUGGGUGGCAGCCGCCGAGGGGCUGGUCUGCGGCGUGUGCCGGUCGCAGCAUCGCCCUGGCGCAAAGGGGUCAGCGCGCCUCCAGUUCGUGCGAGAUUUCGGCGACGACGUCAGGUUCGCCUGUUUCGAACUCAAGUACGUCGAGGGCAAGAGCUACUGGUAUUGCAGCAUAGGCGACUCAGCUGCCACCAUCCAUGUGGCGAUGUUGAUCGCCAGCCGCGCCAGCCAGGAGCUCGCGUCCGCGUUCGAGAGGACGAUGGUGGACUCGUCGAUCACAGGCCAGGACGAGAUGCGCUCGCUGGGCAUCGUCGUGUCGGGCGCCAAGAACUCGUUCAGGAGGCGCGCCUGCUUCGGCCCGGCACAGUGGGUGUUGGGGCGCGAUCUCAGGAUGCCAGCCGACCUGGUGGGCGACGCAGCCGAUUGCAGCGCCCGCGGCCUCGCCGCCAGCGACGAGAACAUCUGCGGGCGGUGUGCCCUGCGCGCGGCGGCGCUGGAGUCGUUCAAGAGGAUGGAGAACGACGACCAGUUCAGAUGGGGCUUGCUGUCCCGCGCGCGGACUGUGGCCACGCCUGUGUCAGUGGGCGAGAUGCGCUACGUGCUCCGCCAAAUAAAGAUGAAGGAGCAGCGUGAGCAGCGCAACCGCAACGACAAGAAGUGCAUCUGCCGCGCCAUGCUGGUGGCCCCGGAGCACAUCGAGGCGCUAGCUCCGGAGGACGUCUGGUUCCCGAAUGGCAGAGGCGAAAUCGGCUUGGCCGUGGCAGAGCUUAAUCGGGCUCGUAACUCGCUCGAGCUGGAGGAGGCCCUGGUAGAGGACGUGCGCCGGCAGCCGGGUUGGUCCGAGAUCAGGCCAGACGAGAUGGAGGCCGAUUGGAGGGGCUUCAUCGAGAAGCCCGAGGAUGACGACGUCAGGGUGGAGACGGGGGUGGACGAGGAGCCGGGGGCUGUUGUCGAGGCUCUGGAACUCACGCCCGGAACGGACAUAAUAAUGCAUCAGUCUCCGCCAUGCCCUCUCGGACCAGCUGAGUUCAGACGACGUCGAGCCACCUUCGACGGAGGAGACAGCUCGGACUUUGGCCUCAAGCGCCUGCAGAUGUCGCGCCACCAGCCAGGGGCAUCCGUAGAGCCCGCGAGGGCAGCCUCGCGCGAGCCCAAGGUCGCUGCGGACGGAGAGGCGGUUGCUGAGCCGCCCGCUGGAGGAGUCAGGGAUCGAUCGCGGUCAGCUCCACGACAGGCGCUGCAGACAUCCAUUGUCGCUGAGCGAGUCAAACGCAAGCAGGCAGAUAAGGAUAUUCGUUGGAAGGAUAUCAAGGGUACCGACCGAGAGGCGGUCGGCAGGACGGUCAAGCCUGGCAUGAUCUUGAUUAGCCGGUUCGUCUACUGGCUUUCCAGCCUCGACCCGAAGCAGUUGAUCAGGAUCCUGAAGGGGGUCUUCGGGCUGUCUACCGCACCGAAAGUUGUGGGAGACUCGCUGCGCAAGGGGCGCAAGACUGAGCUGACAGCAGAGGCGACGCCGGCCGAGUUCUCGGACAAGCGCUCCGCUCUUGGAGCGCUGGGCUGGCUCUCAUCGCAGAUUCGACCUGACCUGGUGGCUGGGGUGGCCAUGGGCCAACACGCGCAGGAUAAGCCCACCGUCCAGGACUUGCUCGAGUCCGAUCGGCUCAGCAAGCAAGCGCGCAAGCGCGCGGGCGCGGGCCUGGAGCUUCCCGAGCUACAUUGCCCCCUCUGCCUGGUGCCCUACCGCGACGCCAGCCGGGCCAACGCUGACGAAGAGCCUCCCGGACCUUUUUUCAGUCCGCUCAACGAGUUUACCAGCGCCGAGGAAAAUCAUUUCCAUAUUCGCUCGCAGGCAGGCCGCGUGGCGUGUCUCGCGGAGGCCGGCAUUCCACGUGGAGGGCGGCGACUGCCCUCUUCCGUGGUGGCCGUCACGGAGAGCAUCCCCGAGACCGCGUCCGCCUGCUGGGAGAUACGCGGCUUCUCCCUGAUGGACAGGCGCCCCGACAGGUUUAUCGAGUCACCACCCCUGGUGGAGGUCGCUGGCAAGCACUUCAAGCUCCGAUCGGGCGUACCUUGGCGGGUUCCAGAGGGCAAGCGACUCUGGAGAGUGCUCGAUCUUCUGUAA
This is a messenger RNA of Prorocentrum cordatum, 2547 nucleotides long. NCBI's taxonomy places the organism in Eukaryota, Dinophyceae, Prorocentrales, Prorocentraceae. The record is from the annotation of a GenBank genome assembly.